Theileria orientalis strain Shintoku is the source of this 513-nucleotide messenger RNA. RefSeq lists its product as hypothetical. The transcript has a single exon. The record is from RefSeq and is a predicted model, not a curated record. Lineage: Eukaryota; Apicomplexa; Aconoidasida; Piroplasmida; Theileriidae. The coding region runs from base 1 to 513 and encodes 170 amino acids.
AUGAAUACUAACACACCUUCCUCUGAUACUUCUCAUGGCAUUUUGGAGCAACUUGAAGAUUAUGUUAGGUUCAAAAUAAAUCUUAUAAACGGGCUCAUGGACUUAAGAACCGACGUACCGGAUGGGAAAUGCAAAGAAGCUUUCGAAGAUGUAAUUAAAACCUUUUCUGACGUUGAUAUAUUGGUCGACUCACUCACCCAUAAGGUUGAAAGGGACAAAUCUUUUGUAAAAUAUAUUCACUCAAUUUUAAAAUCUAAUGACUCGCAAAUGGUAAAUUUACUAAAGUUGGCCCAAACUGUUAACGAAAAGGGAGGACUACCUGCUGACUCAAUUACAGAACAUAAAUCAGAGCCAUCAGAUCAGAUCACUGUUAAAAACAAAGACAUUUCAACUUCAAAUAUAACUAGUAAUAUUAAAAAACGUCAACCUUUGGAAAAUUCAAAACUAACUACAAUACACAGGAGAAAAGCAGUCGUUACAAAUUCCGGGAUCCCGAGGUGGAAACUAAAAUAA